Molecule: messenger RNA, 7499 nt
Organism: Ixodes scapularis (black-legged tick)
Lineage: Eukaryota; Metazoa; Arthropoda; Arachnida; Ixodida; Ixodidae
Gene: DIP2
Product: disco-interacting protein 2
Exons: 36
Coding region: 396-5123 (1575 amino acids)
Source: RefSeq, a predicted model, not a curated record
UUGGCAGCGUCUAGGAAUGGGCCAGUGUGGAUUGUGUGGAGAAUCGUGUUGACUGGAGUGGGGAUUACGCCGCUGCACCGAGACCACCGAGCGACCGACCAACGGGCUACGCCAGCUACGCUGGCUGGGUCGCUGCUUUCAUCUGUCGAUGUUGUCAAGAGUUCUACUCGUGAACGGGCGAGGCGGUCUGGGCGGUUUUGGGAGACACGCGUUAUCGUUGAGAGACGCCGUUUGUUGAGAUCUCGAUGUGGCGCACGGAUGGCUAGGACAGUUAGCAUAAUCCGCAGUGCACACGCCGUGGGAGGAAGGAGUCGGCCAGUUAUGGCUGCGCUCCGUCUAUGAACCCCCGUGCGAGCCGAGGGUCUUGCAGUUCGUGAGAAACGUUGACGGCGAAAAUGGCGCAGGACAUCGACAUUACCAGCCUGCCCCCCGACGUGCGAGAGAAGCUCGCAGAACUGGAACUGGAGUUGUCUGAAGGUGACAUCACCCAGAAAGGCUAUGAAAAGAAAAGAGGCCGACUCUUGGCUCCAUACCUGCCACCCCAUCCAACAGGCUCUGCUAGUCCUUCCACCCGAGCCAAAAGGAGAGCCCAGCGGCGGCUCACGCGCAACGAGAGCAGGUACCACUCAGAGGUGCGGCAGGAGGCAGUCCAGCAGGCUCUGGCGGCCAUGCAGAACAAGCCGAAACCAUCUCUCCCGAUGCCCUCCAAGAGGACCUCAGCCAUGACCACCUCGCCUUCGAGAGAGCGGCACCCUUCAGACAGCUCGAGUGACGACGACAGCGUCCUGAACGAGGGGAGCACGCCAGAGCGCCGUCCCCUGCCCACGCCGCCGCUGUCGGACACGUCGGGGGCGUCGUCGCCGCGGGAGAUGCGCAACGGCCGGCCUGGCGAUUCGGGCUCCCAGCUGGCCGACGUCAUGCAGAACCUGGCUUCUGGCGACCACGACUCCAACCCUCAGCCGGAUGUGACCAACACGUGUGCGAGUCCCAUGGAGAAUGCCAACCGGUACAAUCAGGCGCACAUGUCUUCGGUGCGGGUCACCCAGCACUCGUCUACGGGCUUCGAGUACAGCACAGGUACGGGCAAGUGGAAGGUGUCUGCCAAGAUCCAGCAGCUCCUCAACACACUGAAGAGGCCCAAGAGGAGGCCGCUGCCCGAGUUCUACGUCGAUGACGAGGCCGACCUGGACUCCAAUCCGACGGACCCCAACGCCCCGCAGCCGGAAGGAGCCACGAUGACCCCCACGGUUGGCGAAAAUUUGGAGGUACCGUCGGGACUUCCGCAGUCUCUGGAGGCGGCCAUCAAGAGGUACGGUUCGGGCACGUUCAAGUUCCCGGCGGCCACGGUGCUGGACACGAGUGGCAAGAUCGGCAGCCCCCUCGCUUACGGAAAGCUGCUGAGCCGGUCCCGCAAGAUUGCAUUUAACCUGCUCACCAAACUGGGCCAGAAAGGCGAAGGGCUGCCCCUGAAACCUGGAGACAGGGUGGCCUUGGUGUACCCCAACAAUGACCCUGUGGCAUUUGUGUGUUCCCUGUACGGCUGUUUCAUGGCUGGCCUGGUCCCUGUACCCAUUGAGGUGCCCUUGACAAGGAGGGACGCCGGCUCGCAGCAGAUCGGCUUCCUGCUGGGCAGUUGCGGCGUCUGCUAUGCGCUCACCUCCGAAGGAUGCUACAAGGGACUCCCCAAGACGGCCACGGGCGAGAUCCACACCUUCAAAGGCUGGCCCAAGCUCCAGUGGUUUGUGACGGAGCAUCUGAGCAAGCCGCCCAAGGACUGGAAUCCCCCCCCAAGGCCCAGCGAUGAAACGGCAGCCUACAUUGAGUAUACCGUCGACCGAGACGGGGCAAUGAAAGGCGUGGCGGUGUCCAGGUCCGCUCUAGUCAAUCACAGCCGAGCCUUGACAGCCGCCUGCAACUACACGGAAGGGGAGGUGAUGGUGUGUGUGCUGGACUACAAACGGGAGAUGGGCCUGUGGCACGGCGUCCUUGCGAGCGUCUUCAACGGGAUGCACGUGAUCUUCAUUCCCUACUCGCUGAUGAAGGUAAACCCGGCGUCGUGGAUGCUCAUGAUCACCAAGUUCAAAGCCAACGUUGCGGUGUGCAAGUCUCGGGACCUGCACUGGGGCCUGCUGGCGACCAAGGACCACAAGGACGUGAACCUGAGCUCGCUCAGGUUGCUACUGGUGGCGGACGGAGCGAACCCAUGGUCGCUGUCAUCGUGCGACCAGUUCAUCAGCGUGUUCCACAGCCGGGGCCUGCAUCCGGACGCGGUGUGCCCCUGCGCAGCGUCUGCUGAAGCGCUGACGGUGGCGGUGCGCCGCCCCGGCCGGGUGGGGGCUGGCGCCAGCGGCCGCGGCGUGCUCUCAAUGGCAGCCCUCAGCUACGGCGUGAUCCGCGUGGACAUGGAGAACAGCCUGACCUCGCUCACCCUCCAGGACUGCGGCCACAUCCUGCCCGGAGCUGUGGCGGCUGUGGUGAAGAUCAAUGAUGCCCCCUACCUGUGCAAGACGGACGAAGUGGGCGAGAUCUGCGUCAGCGCCUCGACGUGCGGCUACUCCUACUGGGGCCUCCACGGCCUGUCAAACAAUGUGUUCAAGAUGCAGCCUCUGCACCCGGACGGCCGCGCGGUGACGGAGCAGGCCUUUGUCCGCUCGGGACUGCUGGGCUUUGUGGGACCGGGGGGCCUGGUGUUCGUCUGCGGCAGCCGGGACGGCCUGAUGCAGGUGAGCAGCCGCAAGCACAACACGGACGACGUGAUCGCCACCGUGCUGGCUGUGGAGCCCAUGAAGUUCAUCUACCGCGGGAGGCAAGUGGAACUUGGGAGGGGGCCAGCAGGGACCCCCCCCGUGAGAUCCCCCUCUGCUCGCAGGAUUGCAGUCUUCUCGGUCAAGGUGCUUCGCGACGAACGCAUCUGCGUGGUGGCUGAGCAGCGGCCCGACUGCACCGAGGAAGAGAGCUUCCAGUGGAUGAGCCGGGUCCUGCAGGCAGUGGACAGCAUCCACCAAGUGGGCAUCUACUGCCUGGCUCUGGUGCCCCCAAACUACCUGCCCAAGACCCCGCUGGGCGGCAUCCACCUGCCCGAGACGAAGCGCCGCUUCCUUGAGGGCAGCCUGCACCCGGCCAACGUGCUACUCUGCCCCCACACCUGUGUCACGAACCUGCCCAAGCCCCGGGAGACCCACCCAGCGGACCUGUCGCAAGAUUCUUCAAAAGUGGGCCCCGCCUCGGUGAUGGUGGGCAACAUGGUGCAAGGGGUGCGGCUGGCGGUGGCUCAGGGCCGCGACAUCGGCAUCAUAGACGAGGAGAGCGACACGGCCCGCAAGUACCAGUUCAUCUCAGAGAUCCUGCGGUGGCGGGCAACGAGCACGGCAGACCACUGCGUGUUCACCCUCCUCAACGCCAAGGGGGGCACGGCCUCGAGCCUGACCUGCUCGCAGCUGCACAAGCGGGCCGAACGGGUGGGUUGCCUGCUGCUGGAGAAGGGCAAGCUGAACACAGGCGACCACGUGGCCCUGGUCUACCCGCCGGGGGUGGACCUGAUCUGCGCCUUUUACGGCUGCCUCUACGUCGGUGUGGUGCCUGUGACGAUCCGGCCGCCCCACCCGCAGAACCUCCAGACGACCCUGCCCACGGUGCGGAUGAUCGUGGACGUGAGCAAGUCGGUGAUGGUGCUCUCGACUGCCCCGGUCACCAAGCUUCUCCGGUCAAAGGAGGCGAGCAACGUGGUGGACGUCAAGUCCUGGCCCCUGGUCCUGGAGACGGACGACCUGCCCAAGAAGAAGCUGGCCAGCAUCUACCGGGCCCCGACCCCCGAGAUGAUAGCGUACCUCGACUUCAGCGUCAGCACCACUGGCAUGCUAGCGGGGAUCAAGGUGUCCCAUGCAGCUGCAACCUCGUUGUGCCGCAGCAUGAAGUUGGCGUGCGAACUGUACCCGUCUCGCCACAUUGCUCUCUGCCUGGACCCCUACUGCGGCCUUGGCUUCGUCCUGUGGUGCCUCAACAGCGUCUAUUCGGGCCACCAUUCGAUCCUGAUCCCCCCGUCGGAGGUGGAGGUGAACCCGGCCAUCUGGCUCACGACGGUGAGCCACUUCAAAGUGCGGGACACCUUCUGCUCGUACGGCGUCAUGGAGCUGUGCACCAAGGGACUGGGCUCGUCCAUCGCGCAGCUCAAGCAGCGCGGCGUGAACCUGAGCUGUGUCCGGACGUGCGUGGUGGUGGCGGAGGAGCGUCCCCGCAUUGCCCUCACCACCUCCUUCUCAAAGCUGUUCUCCGGGCUGGGCCUGUCUCCACGGGCGGUCAGCACCAGCUUCGGCUGCAGGGUCAAUGUGGCCAUCUGCCUCCAGGGGGCGUCGAGCCCGGACCCGAGCCAAGUGUAUGUGGACAUGCGAGCGCUGCGCAACGACCGGGUGACGCUGGUGGAGCGUGGUGCCCCCCACAGCCUGUGCCUGCUGGAGUCCGGGAAGCUGCUCCCGGGAGUCAAGGUGGUCAUUGCCCACCCGGACACCAGGGGCCAGUGCGGGGACUCGCAUCUUGGAGAGAUCUGGGUGCAGUCGGCCCACAAUGCAAGCGGCUACUUCACGGUGUACGGAGACGAGACCCACCCCAAUGACCACUUCAACGCCCGGCUGAUGACCGGUGACACGGGUGGCCUGUAUGCCCGCACUGGCUACCUGGGCUUCUUGCGGCGCACUGAGGCUGCCUCCAGUGACGCCGAGGCGGAUGCAGUACCCACUGGAGAUGGGCCGGAACUUCACGACGCGGUGUUUGUGGUGGGCGCGCUGGACGAGACGAUGCUGCUCCGCGGGAUGCGCUACCACCCCAUCGAUGUGGAGAACAGCGUGCUACGCUGCCACAAGAAGAUCUCCGAAUGUGCGGUGUUCACCUGGACGCACCUGCUGGUGGUGGUGGUGGAGCUGGACGGCCUGGAGAGUGAGGCCCUGGACCUGGUGGCCCUGGUGACGUCUGCGGUGCUGCAGGAGCACCAGCUGGUGGUGGGCGUGGUGGUGGUGGUGGACCCCGGCGUGGUGCCCAUCAACUCGCGCGGCGAGAAGCAGCGCAUGCACCUGCGCGACGGCUUCCUCGCCGACCAGCUCGACCCCAUCUACGUGGCCUACAACAUGUGAAGGCCCUCUCUGGACAGACACGGACGACGCAGAGGGGGUCCAGGCCGCCGUCUAGUGUUUGACUCUGCCCACUCUAUUUAUUGAAUAAUUUUACUAAGCUGGCCCGAUCGAGUGACUGACGCAUACUUGUGCGCAAAGUUUGGACAGAUUAUAAUGCGCUUAUAUUGUUUUUAAAGGUACUUUUUUUUAUGCUUGUACAUUGUUAGAACCAAGUGCGGAUGCAUUCUUUUUAAAUAUGUAAUCGGCUCGAAGAACAGCUUGAUAUUUGCUUUCUCGGUUUAAGCUAAGAAAGGGAGACUUAAGGCUCGGUACAAUCAAUGUUUCUUCAUUUUUUAUUCGUGACGAGAGUCUUGCUUUGAAUUGUAUUACUGCGGGCUUCGAUAGAAGUUUGACGGCUCGAUUAGUUUAAAGCCUGUGGGGGCUCACUGCCAUUGUUUUUCUCCUCGAGGUUAGGGUCCCGUAGCAGUCAUCAGAAAUGAGCAGUUUUGAUUUUCUCGAGUGACGAGCGACUUAGAAUGUGCUUGUUCUAUUCGCGGAUAUUUGGGGGACUAGUGAUUAAGCUCGUAGCCAUCCAGUCGGUGCGAAGCUAUUCACGCAUUGCGAAGUGUCUGCGUAAUUUGUGCAACAUGUGCUGGGACUUGUGCUUUUUCUUUUCACUUUAAAAGCGCCUAGGAAGGAUAGGCCUUUUGCAAACAUCCCACAGAGCUGCGUGCAAAGUCCUGUACCUUGCUCCUUGGCCCCGCAGUGUCUACCAUGCGCCACUAAAGUGAGAGAGGGUGGUGCAGUUGCUUGCCUGCCCUCACCCGCUCACCUGUGCUUCCUCCAGCACAUCGGUCGUUUGCUACAACCGGUUCCGUACAAACCAUUCCCGGAAUUCCUUUCAGCACUACAGGUGGCGCUGCACGUUUUGCAACGGAUCUAUUGAAACAACUAGGGUUUGCCAGAGAAUUAAAUUUAGGUAUGCGCAGACACUUCACUAACUAAAUGAGCCACAAUUUGAUUGUUAAAGAACAAAUGGGCAUGAUAGGAUAAAUGGAUCCAUUUGUCCUAAAUCACAUUCAUUUCAAAUUGCUAGUUGUGUACUUGAAACAUCUCAUUAUUUAUUUAUUUAGGAGCACUGCCAAUCUCACGAGAUUUUGGCAGGUAACAAAUGACAAAAUUGCAGAAAAAAAAAUGAUGACUGGCAAAAACAUUGAUCGAGGAAAAAAGUGCAUUGAGAAAGCAUGCAUUCAAAAACUGAAGAUGUGCAAUAAGCAUCUCUUCAGACUCUUUGUCUACUAUGAUGCGAGGAAAGCCGUGACAAAGUAAGAAAUAAGAAAAAGAUGUGCAACAAACAUCUCUACAGACUCCUGGUCAGCUACAUCACGAGGAAGGCUGUUCCACUCGUCCAACGUUUGCAGAAAAAAAGGAAAAUUUGAAACAAUUAUUACGGCACUUUCAUUGGAAUAAUUUGCUAUAAGAAUCCUAGUCUACACGCAAUUUCUCUCCAUCAGUGAUGGAGGCCAGCUCUCUGGUCCAAGUUAAUUUUUCUCGGUGUCGGUGGUGUCGCUCGUUUUCGGGUUUCCUUCACAGCCCAAGUAAUAAUGCUGCCUUUUCAAAAUCACUGCCAAGGGGCCGUAACCUCUGCUGAAAACUCAAAGUAUUACAGCAGCCUCAAGGUAAACCGGUCAGUCACAAAGCACCCAUUUCUCCCGGAGGGUGACGCAGUUUUGAGUCAAUAUUUGAAAGCAAGCGAUAAUUUCCAAAUUGACUCGAGCAGGUCUGCAAGUGGCUUUGUUUCCUGUCGUCGUUGAUUUCCUGACGGGGGAGCCCUUGAUGGGAGCGUAAGCUACCUUUUAUUUAUUUUUUUAUUCUUUUCUUGACAUACCUCCCAAGUUGAGAAGAGUUUCCAACGCCUGAAAGCAAUGGGGCGAAAUCCACGUGGAAAUUGGGACUCCAGAUAGAGAGCCUUGCUUCGCUGUUCACCACUGUGAUCUGCAGCUCGUUACUGUUGUGCGUUUUUGUACAGUUUUCAGGUUUAUGCUAGCAGUAUUCUUUCUGCCGUUGUUUAUUCUCUCGAGGAUAUGACAGUGUCUUUGGUACAUUAUUUAUGUGUAGUGUAAAGCUGCUGCUUGUUUACUAAGGUUUGGCGACGAAGUUUGCAAAGCCGAUUUUUCCGGGCUUUGUAUCGCGAGCAUUGGUGUUCCAGCUGUGUGGCCAUGGCGAUGCUCCAGUUGGCUUUUUGGCAUUUCCGCACAAAGCAGUCCCAUCAUUCCAACAGUGCAUGAGGAACCCGUGUAUGAAGAGUCUGUUUUGGCGUUGUUUCCUGCCUAUCGCUAAAUGCACAAAGAUUUUCUUUUGGGGGCCACAUAUCUUGAAUAAAAUGUGUACAAACCA